UUGGAAACUCAUCAUACUCCAAAUAUUAUUUUUUCCCUCAAUCUUUCUUGUUUUAGUCUUUCUCUUCUCUUCUCCACAAACAAUGGCAGAAAAUUCUCCAAUUGGAGAAAUCCAUUCAAAUCUGCCCAAUUUUCUUCUUUCUGUUAGACUUAAAUAUGUAAAACUUGGUUACCAUUACUUAAUAUCAAAUGCAAUUUAUCUUUUCAUUGUUCCAAUUCUUGUUGCUAUUGGACUUCAUCUUUCAACUCUUACACUUGAAGAUCUCAUUACAAAUCUAGCCAUGUUGAAAUCUUAUUCAACACUUGUUGUUUUUUUAGCCACAUUAUAUUUCAUGAGUCGUCCAAGAAAUGUAUACUUAGUCGAUUUCGCGUGCUAUAAACCACAUGAACGUUAUAUGAUAUCUAAAGAACGUUUAGUGGAGAAAUUGGCUGGGAUUUUUGAUGAAGAUAGCUUGAAUUUUCAAAAGAAAAUAUUGGAAAGGUCAGGUUUAAGUGAUAAGACUUAUAUACCAGUAGAUAAAUGGAUUCCAUCAAAUUUUUCACUUAGUAGUAACCAACAUCAAGCUAAAUUGGUUAUUGUUGGUGCUAUAGACGAUGUGUUGGCAAAAACAGGAGUGAAAAUUCGAGAGAUUGGGAUUGUUAUUGUUAAUUCUAGUAUGUUUAAUCCAACACCUUCUCUUUCUGCAAUGAUUGUCAACCAUUAUAAGCUUGGAGUUAAUGUGAUUACUUAUAAUCUUGGUGGCAUGGGUUGCAGUGCUGGACUUAUUUCUGUGGACCUAGCUAAUCGCCUUUUACAGGGGCAAGCAAACACCUAUGCACUUAUUGUAAGUACAGAAGUAGUCUCAGCGGCCUUCUAUACAGGGAAAGACAAAUCAAAGCUAAUACCAAAUAUGAUUUUCCGGAUGGGUGCAUCUGCUAUUCUCCUAUCGAACCGUUUCUCCGAUCGUUGGCGCUCAAAAUAUCAACUGAUGCAUGUUGUCCGCACCCAUAAAGGUGCAGAUGACAGAGCAUUCGGUUGCGUCUACCAAGAUGAGGAAGAGGAUGGAAAAAAAGGCAUGUCAUUGUCUAAAGACUUAAUGGCAGUAGCUGGUGAGGCCUUAAAAACAAAUAUUACAACUCUUGGCCCUCUAGUCCUCCCAAUGUCCGAGCAGCUCCUCUUUUUCGCCUCUUUAGUCGCGAGAAAUGUCCUUAAAAGGAAAAUAAAACCAUAUAUCCCCGAUUUCAAGAUGGCAUUCGAGCAUUUCUGCAUUCAUGCAGGGGGAAGGGCCGUGUUGGACGAGCUUCAGAAGAAUCUUGAUCUCUCAGAAGAACUUAUGGAACCUUCAAGAAUGACUCUUUAUAGGUUCGGAAACACUUCAAGUAGCUCAGUGUGGUAUAAUUUGGCCUACUCUGAGGCCAAAGGGAGGAUAAAGAAGGGUGACAGAGCAUGGCAAAUAGGGUUCGGCUCAGGAUUCAAAUGUAACAGUGCUGUUUGGCGCGCGCUAAGGACCAUUGAUGCAGCCAUUGAAAAGAACGCGUGGACGGAUGAGAUUGAGGAUUUCCCUGUUCAAAUCCCAUAUUGAUGAUCAGUACUGAAACCAUAAAACACAUUCAAAAUCACUCUAGUAUAUUUGUAUAUGGGAUUGUGCACCUAAUUUUGAACAAGCGAGGUAUCUGGAAUUACAAAAUUUAAGUAAGAUGGGGAGCACCAGUAGGUUGUUCGAAUUUCUAUUAAUUUCAUUACAAAAUUUAGGUCAGAUAGGUGACUUGAAUUUCAGUAUUUCUUUUUCAA
This is a messenger RNA of Nicotiana tabacum (common tobacco), 1770 nucleotides long. NCBI's taxonomy places the organism in Eukaryota, Viridiplantae, Streptophyta, Magnoliopsida, Solanales, Solanaceae. The record is from RefSeq and is a predicted model, not a curated record.